Messenger RNA from Macrosiphum euphorbiae (potato aphid), 1083 nucleotides. NCBI's taxonomy places the organism in Eukaryota, Metazoa, Arthropoda, Insecta, Hemiptera, Aphididae. The record is from the annotation of a GenBank genome assembly.
AUGUUGUUGAACCACAAUUAUCUAUCAUUGAGUACUAUUAAAACAAAAAAAAAUCCUUACAUGACUGUUUAUAGAUUUAUGCUCAAUACCUACACAGUAUUUUGUAUAUUGGCAGUAGAUUUCAAUGUGUUUCCACGGCGGUUCGCCAAAACCGAAACGUAUGGACACGGUGUAAUGGAUAUAGGUGUAGGAUGUUAUGUUUGUUCUAAUGCAUUAUUGUUUAGUAUUCCCAAUACACAGAAUAUAAGUAAAAAUGUACUCAAAAUUUUCAAACAAGUCUUACCAUUACUUGUGUUGGGAAUUGGUCGUACUUAUUUUGUAGCAAAAGCAGAUUAUCAUCACUAUGUAUUUGAGUACGGUGUACAUUGGAAUUUUUUCAUGACUUUAGCAUUCCUAAAAAUAAUUAAUCUAUUUAUUUUGCCAUUUGUCAGCACUUGUUGUCUAUCUGGUAUUGCCACAAUUCUGGUCAUUAUUUAUGAGUUAGCAUUGAAUUUUGGUCUAGCCGAUUGGAUUAUGAGUGAUGCUCCUAGAGACACACUGUUCUCAGCGAACCGUGAAGGCAUUUUAUCGUUAAUAGGCUAUGAAGCAAUAUUUUUAUAUUCCUUGUCAAUGAAAUCACGGUUGUCUGUUUUUAUGAAUAAAAAUCAUUUAAUAAACAAUAUGUUCCUUUUAAUAGUAACGGCUUCUUUAUCUAUUGCUUUAUUUUUAUUGACAUUCGCCAUAAGUUUUGUUUUUGGUGUUUCUAGAAGAUUAGCUAAUGCUGGUUAUGUUUACUGGGUAUUAUCUAUAUCUUCGUAUCUAUUAUUCAUGUCGAUUAUGAUUGAAAACUUCAUAAAUAUUCUUUUACGUAAGACAGGACGAAUGGGUGAAUUCAAUAGAAUUUCACUCAUUAUAGAUAGUAUAAAUGAUAAUUUAUUAUUUUUCUUUUUAUUUGCCAAUGUUGUAACUGGAGUCAUAAAUAUGUGUUUUUACACUUUAGUAAUGAAUACCGUCUCUAGUUUAAUUAUUUUGUCUCUUUAUAUGUUUGUUAUUUACUUCACAAUUUAUAUUUUACAGAGUUAUAAAAAUAAUAUAUAUGUUUAA